CUUUCCCUCCUCUGAACCAUACCUAUGUCCAGACUUGACAAGUGAUAUUUGUUCUAACAUAUUCAACCGUCCAGAAUAAACCAUCAUAAACAUCUUUUCGCAUUAUUGCCCCUGGUUCAUUCCGUUUGUCAGGGUCUCAACAUCUAUUCACCUAGCUAUUUGACAACAUCACAACACGCUCAAUUUAUUUUAUUGAUCUACUGUCAAAUCAUUGAACAGCUGGGGUCUCUUCUACGCAAUUUGUCCGUUUCAUCAAACAUCUCAGCCAAUCCGCGCACCACCCUUCGAGAAAAACUCAGGGUCCCAACCAACCACCAUCCAAUUAACCAUCUCCUUGCACCGGCCAUGACCCGUUAGUACCAACCUUGUGGCAAGGGAAAGCAAAGCAAAAGAGACGCAACACGUUUGGACUCCAUCCCAACGGCCAUGGAAGACGGUGAGGAUACCUUCAUGCGGGACGCCAUCUCCCACCCCAUGGCACCGCCUCAUCAGCUGGCUAGAGCUAGCGCGAGCAGACAGUCUCUGCCUGCGCAUUUGAAUGGGAGCGCGGAUCCUUCUCUUGCGCCGUCGAUUUUGGGGCAGGGGGUGGGGAUUCCGCUGCCCCCAAGGUCGGGGAGUGUGCCGGCGACGGCGACGUCUACGAUGGGGACUGUGCCAGUGGCUGGUCCGGCUCCUGGCUCUGGUCACCCAGCAGAGGCGUCAGGUUUGACUAAGUCCGUCAUGCUAGGUGGGGAGAGGCCCGAGAGCCCUAUGGAAGCGAAUUCGGACUGGUCGGACGAAGAGGCUGCGUCUCAUGUUGGCAUUCCGCUUGCUGGUCUUUCAUCGGGACUGUGCUAUGAUGUGCAGAUGCGGUAUCAUUGUGAAGUGCGGCCGACGGCAGAUGUGCAUCCGGAGGAUCCACGGAGAAUUUAUUAUAUCUACAAGGAGCUGUGUCGAGCUGGGCUUGUUGAUGAUCCGGAGUCAUCGAAACCGCUUGUGUCGAGGCCGUUGAAGAGGAUUAAUGCGCGGAAUGCGACGGAGGAGGAGGUUUCGCUUGUUCAUACGCCGGAUCAUUUUGCGUUUGUGGAGAGCACUAAGGAUAUGUCUGAUGAUGAACUUAUUGCACUGGAACAUACUCGUGAUUCCAUCUAUUUCAACAAACUCACUUUUGCAUCGUCACUUUUGUCCGUGGGAGGUGCAAUUGAAACAUGUCUUGCUGUCGCUACUCGCAAGGUGAAGAACGCCAUCGCUGUUAUCCGGCCGCCCGGACACCAUGCAGAACACGACAAGACUAUGGGAUUCUGUCUGUUUAACAAUGUAUCGGUCGCUGCUCGUGUUUGUCAGAGGCAGUUGGGAGAGAGUUGUCGGAAGAUUGUGAUUCUCGAUUGGGAUGUCCAUCAUGGAAACGGUAUCCAGAAAGCAUUUUACGACGACCCCAAUGUCUUGUAUAUCUCUCUGCAUGUUUAUCAAGAUGGGAGAUUUUACCCCGGUGGCGAUGAAGGUGACUUGGAUCACUGCGGUGCUGGUGCUGGUGUUGGGAGAAAUGUCAACAUUCCAUGGCCAAGCCAGGGUAUGGGUGAUGGCGACUACAUGUAUGCUUUUCAGCAAGUCGUUAUGCCUAUUGCGCAAGAGUUUGAUCCCGAUUUGGUUAUCAUUGCCUCUGGCUUCGAUGCUGCUGUUGGCGAUGAACUUGGUGGUUGUUUCGUGACACCAUCUUGCUAUGCUCACAUGACGCAUAUGCUUAUGGGUCUUGCCAAUGGGAAGGUGUCUGUCUGCUUGGAGGGCGGUUACAACUUCCGAUCCAUCUCCAAAUCCGCACUCGCAGUCACAAAAACGCUCAUGGGAGAACCGCCCGACCGUCUUCUCUCAACAUCACCAUCAGAUCUAGCAGCAAGCACUGUCAAACGCGUUAUGAUGGUCCAGUCCCGUUACUGGCGAUGCAUGUAUCCGAAGGAACCGCAGGAAUUGAGUCUUUGGACUGAUAGGCUCCACGAUAUCAUUCGCCAGUACCAGUCCAAGCAGCUGUAUGAUAACUUCAAGCUCACGCCGCUUUACAUUUACCGGACGAAUAUUUCGAAAUCAUUCGAGAAUCAGGUUUUGGCGAGCUCGAAUUAUUACAAACAGACACCCCUUCUUGUCGUUUUCCACGAUCCCCCCGAAAUAAUGGGCCUCCCCCAUCCAACAACCAACAAACUAGAAGCCCACAACUGCUGGCUGGCUGAUGUUGUCAAGGAGUAUACCGGGUGGGCCAUUGGGAAAGGCUAUGCUGUGAUUGACGUGAAUGUUCCAAAACAUGUCACCAAUGAGCAUGUAACUGGGAAAUACGAAGACGAGGAUGAGAACAGACCUACUGCGACUGAGGAAUUGGCGGGGUAUUUGUGGGAUAAUUAUAUUGAACCCAACGAAGCGACCGAGAUUUUCUUCAUCGGCAUGGGCAAUGCCUUUUAUGGUGUUGCGAACUUGUUGAUCAACCGAGAAACCCUCUACCAACGCGUCAACGGCGUAAUCUCCUUCGUCGCCGAGAACCCCGUCCGUGCGAUAGCCUCCCACACACAAGUCUGGCUCUCGCGAUGGUAUAAAGAUAACUCAUUGGUCUUCGUCUCUCACACCCACGGCGUCUGGAGCAACGUCGAAACGCGCCGCAAGCCGUCAAAACGCUACGGGCAUCUUAUUCAAUCACCGACGUCGGGACUUAGCGAGAUGCUUAUGCAUCAUCGCGAAGAUGUGUUUAAGUGGAUUGGGGAUCGCGCGGAUGAUGAGGAGAGUGAGGAGGAAGAGGAGGAAGAGGAGGAGGAGGAGGAGGGGAGGAGGAGGCGGAGGUAGAACAGCAGAGAAGGAAGAGUCAGAGUCAGAGGGGGAGUCUGGGGCAGGGGCAGAGGGGGAGUGGGAGUAAGAGUCGGUCGCCGGUGAAGAGGGUGGCGGCGGGUGAGUAGCCGUGCCAAUGAGCAAAGGUCGUUAACGAGGCGACUGGUGCGGAGCGGUGAUUAAUGAGAGGUUGUGUUGUGUUGUUGUUGUUGUGAUGGUGAGAGUUAAGAAAUCUUU
Aspergillus glaucus CBS 516.65 is the source of this 3021-nucleotide messenger RNA. RefSeq names its product histone deacetylase hdaA (gene hdaA). Gene Ontology annotation, molecular function: histone deacetylase activity. Gene Ontology annotation, cellular component: histone deacetylase complex. The transcript is spliced from 15 exons. The record is from RefSeq and is a predicted model, not a curated record. NCBI's taxonomy places the organism in Eukaryota, Fungi, Ascomycota, Eurotiomycetes, Eurotiales, Aspergillaceae. Bases 427 to 2802 code for a protein of 791 amino acids. Gene Ontology annotation, biological process: chromatin organization.